AUGCAGGCCUUUGACUUUGUGGCGCCAUUGCUACAGAAGCUGCCUGAGCAAGAAGCCCAGAAGUGUGCCACAGUCGUUGCCAACAUCUGCAAGCCAGAGCAGUGCUGGUUGGAUUUCUUCGUUCCAGAAGCUUCUGAAGCCGGGAUUCUCCAGGAGGAAGGCGAAGAGCAGGAAGAAGCACCAGCUGCCAUACUUGGGGCCAAUAAGUUGAACUCGUUGAAGGCUGAGUUUAACAAGGCAACUGGCACAUUGCUUGAGCUGUUGGUUGACUUGAUGCGAGGUGAAUAUCUGGCAGACUGCCGCACGCUAGCCAAAGAAAAUGUGAAACUGGCACAGGCAGUAUCUGAAGUAGCCGUCCAAGCUGUUCCAGCCGACGACCAGCAAGAUUCAUCAAGUUGUUCCUCCUUAGGCUUUGUGAAGAACCUUUAUUUGGUGGUCCAAGCUUACGACACCAACACAAAGAGUGUCUCACUGGCAGCGCCAUUGCCAACGCCUAGCUUGAUUCAGAGUCUCAACCCCAGCAUUUCUUCAGAACAAGAUGCUGCAGACAGAGCGCGGGCUUGGAAGCAAGUCCAAUCAGAGCGCCGCAAGUUUGUCACUUUCUCUGUGGUUCCAAAGUAUACGAAAGAAGCGCUCAACAGUGCUUUCCGGAACAGUGGAAAGGUUUGGGCACACAAGGGCGAUCUCAACACUUCCCAUCGCCUUAUAGUUGGCUCAGCAGAUUUGGUCACAGAAACAUCUCAGGAGCCUUGGCUCACCCCAUCAGCUCCAGCGGCAGAUGCUUGGAAGGCAGUGGCCGGGUUUUGCGUGGGCCUCGCUGGCAAUACAGAUUUCACCUUCCUUUUCGACGGGCGCAUGAGAGAGAUUCGGCGGAUCCAUGAAGAUGUGGUGCUGACGCAGACCCAGACAGAAGAGCUGUUCGUCAUCUACAGUGGCAGGUGUUUGCCGCGUGCGGGGCGUGUGAGACGAGUGCCCUUGGCAGCCCGAAAGGUGGAAACGUGUGCCUUGCGGUUUCCCGCUCAACGCACAAAGAUCCGAACAACGAAGAAAGAGAACUUUACCUCUUGUGGAGAAGCCACCACCUAUCAAGGGACCUUUUCUGGCGUGACCUUCCGCCCUGUGAGUGAGCUGCCACUCAUCAAUGCGGAUGACAAAAAGAAGAUCUUAGUACCAGCCAACCAAGCUGUCCAAGUGCCAGAGACAUGGAAGGAAUCACAUGCUGAAGACGUGCCAUUGUUUUGGCAAGAGUGUAAGCCGAUUGAAUUAUAUCUGGCGUUGCUGGAUGAAUUCAAGGGUCAGGCAGUCUUGGACCUCACAGCAGGCUCAGGGGCCCUCAUGGAAGCUUGCCUGACCCGCGGAGUGCAAUAUCACGGGAUUUGCCUCAAUCGCGACCACAUGACUUGGCUCCAAGCAGUGGCGGUCCCUGCAUGCGGCCUGAUCUCCAUUGAGGGCUCCACUUUGUUCGGUGAAGAGCUGGCCAAGCUGGUGAAGCAUCAUUUUGCUGACCUACUUCAGCGUCUGGUCCCAACAGAUGACGGUGCAGAAGAGCUACUCGAGCCUGCCAGUGAUGACGACAAGCAAAGCGUUCCAGACCGUGCGGCAACGUCGCGAAGAGUUGCUGUUUCUGAGGGGACAGUGCCCAAAGCUCGCAAUGCUUUUGCACUUUUUAUGAAACAGCACAACACGGCGAAGAAAGGCGCCAGCAAACAAGAAUUCCAACAUGAAAUGCAACGCAUUGCCAAAGCUUGGGCAAAAUUGACACAGUCUGAGAAGAACACCUACAAGGAAAAAAGCAGAUCGGAGUUCACUGCACAAAGAGACGCCAUGAAAAGGCAUGGCUUGCCCACGCGCCGCAUGCAGAAUGAAACCGUGCCAAAGCAGCAGUCACAGCUGUCUCAGCUGUCUCAGCUAUCCACACAACCUGUGGAAGACCAGGACCAGGCGCUCCUCAGAUUUGGGAAGAUCACGGUGAUGCAAGGUGAGCUUCCUGUUGGUGAAGGCUCUUACGGGACUGUGCUGAAAGGCCUCAUGCCCUAUGGCCGCUUCUGCGCUCUGAAGAUCUUCAAGGGCAGCAAAGCUAUGAUCUCCUUGAAGCAAGAGGUUCUGAUUUUCAAUCAAAUCAAAGACAAGCUUCAAGAAGGAAUGCGGCAACUCUUUCCUUCCUUGUUGGAAGUCGAAUGCAAACCGCAGCCGUUCCCCUACUUGGCUUUGGAGUUUGCUGGGUCAAGCGUGUCCCAAGUGCUCAUCCAAAAUGGUGCUUUCACUGGAAGUGCAAUGCAGCGCCUAGCCAUGCAGCUUAGAGCUGCCCUGCAAGCUUUGCACAGCAUCCGCAUACUUCAUUUGGAUCUCAAACCGGCCAACAUUCUGUGGGUCCAGGAGACUUCAUGCAUGAAACUAGCGGAUUUUGGAAUGUCUGAGAUGAUGGGGAUUGAAGCUGCCUCGAUAAGGUUCGAUGGAUAUGUUAGUGCUCCCUAUAGACCACCUGAGCUGUGGAACACAUCUUCCGGAGACAUUUGCAAGCAUCUGCGCCCAUGCGUCGACAUUUGGUCAUUUGGCUGCGUGCUUUUUGAGUGUGCUACAGCAUCCCCUCUUAUGGCACCUCUUCCUCCAGCUCGCAGCUGCAAUCAUAGUGUGAAUGCAUGGUGCCGCUCAUGGGACGGCUUGCGCCAAGCACGGAUGAUGACAGAGCCAGCUGCUCGAAGAUUGCAGGCUCGUAUGUUGAGGUCUGGACCAUGGAGAGAACAUAUUUUAGAAUGUUUAAAUCCUGACCCUGCUUCUCGAAGAUGGAGUGGGCCAACACAUUGA
Messenger RNA from Cladocopium goreaui, 2805 nucleotides. The record is from the annotation of a GenBank genome assembly. NCBI's taxonomy places the organism in Eukaryota, Dinophyceae, Suessiales, Symbiodiniaceae.